Hypanus sabinus (Atlantic stingray) is the source of this 1881-nucleotide messenger RNA. RefSeq names its product jumonji domain containing 6, arginine demethylase and lysine hydroxylase (gene jmjd6). Gene Ontology annotation, biological process: phagocytosis. The transcript has 6 exons. The coding region runs from base 11 to 1222 and encodes 403 amino acids. Gene Ontology annotation, molecular function: P-TEFb complex binding; histone H4R3 demethylase activity. NCBI's taxonomy places the organism in Eukaryota, Metazoa, Chordata, Chondrichthyes, Myliobatiformes, Dasyatidae. The record is from RefSeq and is a predicted model, not a curated record. Gene Ontology annotation, cellular component: nucleus; cytoplasm.
AGAGUAGGAAAUGAAUCACAAAGCUAAAAAGCGAAUAAAAGAAGCAAAGCGCAGUGCCCGCCCCGAGUUGAGAGACUCUUACGACUGGACAAAACACAACUACCACGAAACUUUCUCUCUGUCCUUAAACACUGUCAAGGACAAUGUAGAAAGGAUAGAUGCUUUGGAGACAACUGUUGAAGAUUUUAUUGAGAAGUAUGAGAAACCAUAUAAGCCUGUGGUGUUGAUAAAUGCUGAGCGGGGAUGGGCAGCACAUGAAAAGUGGACACUGGAGCGAUUAAAGCGCAAGUACAGGAAUCAGAAAUUUAAGUGUGGGGAAGACAACGACGGUUAUUCUGUUAAAAUGAAGAUGAAGUAUUAUGCUGACUAUAUGGAGACUACAAAAGAUGAUAGUCCUCUGUACAUUUUUGAUAGUAGCUAUGGGGAGCAUCCUAAAAGAAGGAAACUUUUAGAAGAUUAUGAAGUGCCAAAAUAUUUCAAGGAUGAUUUGUUCCAGUUUGCAGGGGAAAAGCGAAGACCUCCAUACAGAUGGUUUGUCAUGGGUCCUCCAAGGUCUGGAACUGGAGUCCAUAUUGAUCCUUUAGGAACAAGUGCAUGGAAUGCUCUGGUUCAAGGUCAUAAGCGAUGGUGUCUAUUUCCUACAAAUACACCUCGUGAACUUAUAAAACUGACAAGAGAAGAAGGAGGAAACCAGCAGGAUGAGGCCAUCACGUGGUUUGUCAUUGUUUAUCCUCGAACGCAGCAACCAACCUGGCCCCAAGAGUUUAAACCUCUGGAAAUUCUUCAGAAACCUGGGGAGACUGUAUUUGUGCCAGGUGGAUGGUGGCACGUGGUACUCAAUAUGGAUCAUACUAUUGCUGUUACUCAAAAUUUUGCCAGCGCAACCAACUUUCCUGUGGUCUGGCAUAAAACCGUCAGAGGACGCCCUAAAUUGUCCAGAAAGUGGUACAGGAUCUUAAAGCAAGAACGGCCAGAACUUGCUGUAGCAGCAGAUUUGGUUGAUCUGCAGGAGUCAACAGGUAUUGCAUCAGACAGCUCAAGCGAUUCUUCUAGUUCGUCCAGUUCCAGUUCCUCAGACUCUGACUCAGAGUGUGACUCUGGUGCUGAAGGAGAUGGAAUGACCCACCGAAGGAAGAAAAGACGAGCCUGCAAUAUGAUGGAAGAUUGUAGUUCUCAGUCUCGUGAUGACUGUGUGAGCAAGGAACGCAGCUCUUCCAGGUGACAAGAAACACUGGAAGAGACCAACUUUGAAUCCUAAAUUAAAGAAUAAAACUACAGUGCAAGAUUAAAAUAAUUCAGUUGUAGGAUUUUAAAUUCAUAAAUAUCACAGUUUUCUGUUGUUGGUAGAUAUCUUUUGUUUGCUUCCUUGGUGAUUGUGAUUCUAAACAUAUAGCCAUCUAAGAACAUGGAAUGUCAAAUAACCAAUUUCUUUCGUGCAAUUAUCUGAUGUUGUAAAGAUAUUUUUGUAAACUUUCUCCAAAUUAACAGUAACACUGAGCUCUGAACAAUUAUCACAUCAGUGUUAGCUCAGAAUUAUUAGAUAAUUUUUAUUACCGGUGAUUAAUAUUUCUGUUCAAGUUUUGCUUGAACUAAAUAAAGUUGUACACUGAAUAAAUUGGACUUUACCCUAAAGCUCUCAAUUCAGAAAACAUUUUGUUCAUGACUAGAUUCAAAGGUUUUUCACAUUAGUUAUCUGCAUGGGUCUAAAACAUUGAUACCUUGAUAUCCUACUUAAUCAAUAAUUGACUCAACCAUCAGCAUAAAAAUAAUAUGCUAUUGAUCUGGUUGAGGAUGACAUACCAAAUAUUGAUUGAGAACAUAUGCAAUGAGACUACGCAAGUCAUUCUGGCCUGGAUAAAGAACUUGAGUCAUGCUGCAACG